AAAAAAAAUUUUUGAAAAUGUGGAAAUUGGUGCUGGUGAGCUUGGUUGGACAGUGCGCGGGUGUGAUUUACAAUUUAAAUGAAAGCGACUACAACCGAAUGCCAGCUUUAUACGCGUUGGAUCCAUUCGAUGCAUGCCUUUUGGAGCCGGGCGGGACGUACUGCUUGGUCGAUGCUGAUCUACAUUCUGGGGGGAAAUCAGAUCUCAUGAGGAUGAUACGGGGUUAUUCAGAGCACACAAUAAAACACUUCAAUCACACACAGAUACACAGAGGACUAUGUGUUACAAAGACGUGUAAAGAUUUUAUUCACAAUAGAAGGCUAAAUGAAACAGCGGACCUAGAAGUGAUCCUUGAGGCAUGCCUGAAUAGUUCAAUAUGGAGGGAUUACAAAUUACACGCCACAGUGAAUAAAAUACAGUAUUGUAACCGGGAAGGCGAUGAUAAAGAGCUGGAUACGAGUGACUAUGUGGUAGCAGCGGUGUAUCUACUGUUGAUUGUGUGCAACGUUGCUGGAAGCCUGUACGAUGUCUACUUAUGCGAAAUAGAUGGCAAAGGAAAUCCUUUUCUGCUCGCGUUCUCAAUACGUCGCAACUGGCGGAAACUGACAGCGCCGGCAGGCGUUGGGCCGGACCCGAGGCUCAACCGCCUCAAACUCUUCAAUGGCUUGAGAACCAUGACGAUGGUCUGCGUGUUUUUCUCACACAGCGUGUUAAUCAUGUCGUAUUCCUACGUGGACAACCCAAUUUACAUUGAAAAGUCGUACGAAGACCCAUUCAAACAGAUCCUCUUCAAUGGCAGCCUCGUCACCCACACAUUCUUCGUGAUGUCCAGCUUCCUACUAGCCUACAAUCUUCAGAUCCAUAGCGAACGGGACUCCUUGACUUGGUGUCAGUGGCCCAAGGGUGUGUUACUGCGAUGGUUAAGAUUAACUCCUACAUACGCACUAGUGCUGGCCACGAUUUCCACAUGGAUGCGUCGAUUGGGCAGCGGACCAUUGUGGGGGCUGGUGGUCGGUGCGGAGGCCGAGGCCUGUCGACAGUACUGGUGGGCACACGUGCUGUAUAUCAACAACUACGUGUAUGAGGAUGCGCAUUGCGCUCCGCAAGCUUGGUAUUUGGCAGCGGACACGCAGCUAUUCUGCCUAGGCCUUUUCGUCUGUGUGGUGUUCCGAAGCGCACCGCGACGCGCAGCAGCGCUCAUCUUCAUGCUGCUGCUCUCAAUGUUGAUUACUGCAGCCCAUACCUAUUGGCAGGGUCUUGAUGCUGUUGUCAUUCAGUCGCCUGAAAAAUACCGCAAUCUCUACGCAACCGACGACACCUUCCGCCUGCUCUAUAUCCGAGGCCACACGAAUUUGUCUACAUACACGUUGGGGCUGGCUGGAGGUUUCCUGACGUACUACUGGCAGCAGGAGGGGAAGGACAUGAGCAGAUUUAAGAAAUACAGAUGGAUCGUGUGGCUGUUGUUCCCCUUAGCUGUGGGUGUGAUUCUGUCUGGAGGGCUGUUCUAUCCAGACGGUCCUCGAGCGGCGGCGCCGCUCCGAGUGUUGUACGCGGCGCUGUACAAACCUGUGUUUCAGACGUGCGUGGUGCUGUUUAUCAUUAGUUGCGUCUUUAAGCUAGAAGGAGUGUAUCGCGGCAUAGUGGAGUGGCGCGGCUGGGCGUGGAGCGGCCGCGCCUCAUACGGAGCUUUCUUGCUACAUACCUUGUUCCAACGUGGUCUCAUCGGUGGCGUCACUGCCCCCGUGCAUAUGACAGAUUACUAUGUGUUGAUGGUACUGAGCGCAAGCAUUUUCCUGUCGUUCCUUGGAGCUGGAAUCUUCUGGGUGUGUGUGGAAGCUCCUAUCGCAGCCGUCACUAAGGCUGCACUGACCCCCAAUAGGAAAGCUUAAAAACUAAACACCAUUUAAGCAUUUAGCUCUAAAU
Cydia strobilella is the source of this 1923-nucleotide messenger RNA. RefSeq names its product nose resistant to fluoxetine protein 6-like. Bases 18 to 1889 code for a protein of 623 amino acids. NCBI's taxonomy places the organism in Eukaryota, Metazoa, Arthropoda, Insecta, Lepidoptera, Tortricidae. The transcript is spliced from 12 exons. The record is from RefSeq and is a predicted model, not a curated record.